This is a messenger RNA of Manacus vitellinus (golden-collared manakin), 2833 nucleotides long. It is a transcript of the gene SLC5A8, whose product is annotated as solute carrier family 5 member 8. The coding region runs from base 1 to 1818 and encodes 605 amino acids. NCBI's taxonomy places the organism in Eukaryota, Metazoa, Chordata, Aves, Passeriformes, Pipridae. Gene Ontology annotation, molecular function: organic acid:sodium symporter activity. Gene Ontology annotation, cellular component: membrane. The transcript has 15 exons. Gene Ontology annotation, biological process: sodium ion transport; propanoate transmembrane transport. The record is from RefSeq and is a predicted model, not a curated record.
AUGGCGCGCUUCACCGCCUGGGACUAUGUGGUAUUUGCGGCCAUGCUGCUGAUCUCAGCCGUCAUUGGGGUCUACUACGCCUUCGUGGGAGGGGGGCAGAAGACAUCAAAGGACUUCCUCACGGCAGGCCGCAGCAUGAGUGCCCUCCCGGUUGCACUGUCCCUCACUGCCAGCUUCAUGUCAGCCGUCACCGUGCUGGGCACCCCUGCCGAAAUCUAUCGCUAUGGUGCCGUCUUCUGCGUCUUUGCCAUCACCUACUGCCUGGUGGUGCUGUGCAGUGCCGAGAUCUUCCUGCCCGUUUUCUACAGGCUGGGCAUUACCAGCACCUAUGAGUAUUUAGAACUUCGGUUUAAUAAAUAUCUACGCCUCUGUGGAACGGUCCUCUUCAUUAUACAAACGACUUUAUACACUGGUAUUGUCAUUUAUGCUCCAGCUUUAGCACUAAAUCAAGUCACUGGCUUCGACUUGUGGGGUGCAGUGGUGGCGACUGGCGUGGUCUGCACUUUCUACUGCACGCUGGGCGGUCUGAAGGCAGUGGUGUGGACAGACGUUUUCCAGGUUGGAAUCAUGGUUGCUGGAUUUUCAUCUGUGAUUAUACGAGCUGUGGUGGUUCAGGAGGGAAUUGGACGCAUUGUAAAUGAUUCCUACCAUGGUGGAAGAUUAAACUUCUGGGACUUUGAUCCCAAUCCUUUGCAAAGGCACACCUUCUGGACGAUUGUUAUAGGUGGGACUUUCACGUGGACAGGUAUAUAUGGGGUCAACCAGUCUCAAGUCCAGAGAUACAUUGCAUGCAAAAGCAGAUUCCACGCAAAAUUGUCCCUCUACAUCAACCUGUUGGGACUCUGGGCAAUAAUGGCCUGUGCCGCACUGUGUGGGCUGGCCCUCUACUCCAUCUACAAAGACUGUGACCCAUGGACAGCCAAGCAGGUGUCAGCACUCGACCAGCUAAUGCCAUACCUGGUGCUGGAUAUCCUGCGCGAUUUUCCGGGAGUGCCAGGGCUUUUUGUGGCUAGUGCCUACAGUGGGACAUUAAGUACGGUGUCCUCCAGCAUCAAUGCUCUGGCUGCUGUGACUGUUGAAGACCUCAUUAAGCCCUACUUCAGAUCGCUCUCUGAAAAGAAGUUGUCAUGGAUUUCCAUGGGGAUGAGCCUGUUUUACGGUGGAGUCUGUAUUGCUAUGGCUGCAGUGGCAUCUCUCCUGGGAGCCUUGUUGCAGGCAGCACUCAGCAUUUUUGGCAUGGUCGGUGGCCCCCUUUUAGGAUUGUUUGCCUUGGGAAUCCUCUGCUCCUUUGCAAAUGGAACUGGUGCAUUUGUGGGUCUUGUCAGUGGCUUCGCUAUUUCACUUUGGGUCGGAAUUGGAUCUCAGAUUUAUCCUCCACUCCCAGAGAGGACCAAGCCACUGUAUCUCUCAACUGCAGGCUGUAAUAUAUCUUCAGGAAAUAUAACAUCAACAGAAAUUCCAUUAACAACAAUAUUCAGCACACCAACUGCAGAGAGGCCUGCCCUGGCAGACAACUGGUAUUCCUUGUCUUACCUCUACUUCAGCACACUUGGGACACUUAUCACAGUACUUGUGGGAAUAAUUAUCAGCCUCCUAACAGGAGGACUAAAGCAGAACACAGAUCGUAAAUUCCUGCUGACCAAGGAAGAUUUCCUGUCCAACUUCUCCCGAUCUAAAUCAGAGACACCAGAGAAUGUGGAAGUGUUGAACUGUAAACCAUUUACCAUGGCAGACGAAGGAACUGAUAAUCCUGCUUUCAGCCACAUUGAAAUGGAUGUUGCAAGUGAUAAGAACAAAGUCAAUGGUCUUCAUAUGUGACACAAGGCAACGUCAGCCCACGAAGACAGUUUUCCUCAUGCAAAGCACUGUUGACAUUCCUGUUCUGGGUCGGUUACCAGCUCUGCUUGGGUCAUGGGCAGGCGUCUGCAGAGCUUUGUGGCACCAUUGCCCUUGUAUGACCUUGACAUUAGUCAAGAAAGGAAUCAGGUCUUUCUUGUAUUUCCUCACUCUCUCACUCUGGAUCUUGGUGACAGGGUUUAAGGCAAUGUUUCUAUGUGAAACAUUUGCCAGAUAUUCUUGAGCCUCCUGGAAAAUACCUGCUUUCGAUCUCAUUUCACCCUCAGAGUAAAUUUUUUAUUUGGGAAGAGUACUAUUCCUCCAGACAUGGCUGUUUUUCUGGUUUGUGUUUUUCUUUUGUCUUUUAAGGCAUUGAAAAUAUUAAGAGAUUAGGGUUGUGGGACUAUCAAAUUGCAGGAAACAAGUGUUCUUUUUUUUUGGUACAGGAGCUGUAUUUAAUGCCAUCUGGUUACUUUGUUGAACUGGUCCUGAGAGUGUAUUUAUUUUGCUGGUUUCAUCAUCUGUUUGUUUUUAUUAAGCCACUUGUUCCUUGGUUACCUGCAUCUCCUCCUCUGUGCUCACUGCUGGAAGAUACAAUAGUGACUUUGUUGGUGGGUAGAGGCAAGAGUCAGUACUGUCGUCCCCUUCACAGUCCAUCUCCCUCUUCUGCCCCAUCUUACCCUUACAGAGCUUGUGCUUAUGAAGGAAAUGAGUUAUUGGGAUUUUUAUUCAACACCAUAGAGCAGAACCACUGUAUUCUUCUACUUCAUGCCCAGCGUGCCAGCCUAGGAUUGCUCUUGCUCUGGACUGGGCAUAGUGUGGCAGAGAUGUUAAUAAAGAAGAGGGCCCUUUUGGCUGUACUGGACAAGAGGGAAGGCUGCAUCUGCAGUUGCCACUGCUGUUAUCUCCAGAGCUGUGAGCUGAACCCUCACGUACUCAUUUGUAUUCAGGCAGUCCUUGUAUCUCUGGGGAUUCACAUUCAAGGCUGGUUCAGGCA